CUGGCAACAGUGAGGCUAGCAAAAUGGCGGCGCCCAAGCUGCUGCUGCUCGCGGCGUUGGCAUAGUUGCGGCAGAGUAGGCUGCAGUGACAAAUUCUAGGGACGGCAUGCAAUCCUUAGGUUCAGCUUUGAUGGCAAAUAGCAUGUCACUUCUACUAGGCCUGGGUUCAGGCCUGACCCUGGGUUGGUUGCUGGGAGCGAGGUUCGGACUCCGCAGCGGUCUGUCGAAGCUCUUGGGCUGCUCUGUCGGGGCGACGAUACGGGGCACCGGCGAGUGCACCGGUGACGAAAACAGCGAGUACAAACUGGUGCUGGUGGUGCGCGGCGACAUCAAGAUGGAGAAGGGCAAGGCGGCCGCCCAGUGCUCGCACGCCGCCGUGCUCGCCUACAAGCAGGCGCAGAGGGACUCGCCCGGAUCGCUGCGACAGUGGGAACGCCAGGGACAACGAAAGGUGGUGCUUCGUGCAUCGACAGAAGACGAGUUGCUGUCGCUGGCAAGCGCAGCGCGUGCCAAGGGCCUCAUCACGAGUCUGGUGCGGGACGCCGGCCGCACCCAGCUGGCGCCUGGCACCCGCACCGUGCUGGGUGUUGGGCCGGCGCCUGAGCAGGUCAUCGACUCCGUCACGGGACACCUCAAGCUCUACUAAGAAACCACGCCCUCGCGAACCUCGUGUGCCGAUGCUCACGAAUAAGUGUUGUGACGCUGUUGCACGCACACCAUGCGGAUGUUCCUCAAGGCCGUCCAGCAGCCUCAGCAGUCCAUCCCUGUGCUUGUGCAUCACUCAUUUCGAUGCCUGCUACGCUUGCGGCCGUGGGCCUGACAUUUCUCGAUUGGCAAUCGUGAGACUUUCGACGGUUCGCAAGCUAGACGAGUUGCAAGCCUUCGCUGGUGUUUGAGCUUAAUCUUUGAAGGCAGACAACGAAGGCCAGCGGUGCUCCUUGCUUCAGCCCGAGAGAUCCUGCUAGGGACUGGCCUGGGGAAAGGGUGUUAAUAUUGCCACGUGUUCGACCAAAGAGACACUGCCGCUGACGAGGUGGCGACGAUGUAUUGCACGGGCGCCUCCUACGUGACACGUCAUGCAACCUUUGAUGAAGUACUCAGGUUCUCGAGGCCCCUACGUUAAAAACUCCUCAGGUGUACAGACCGCCGUGUUUCAUGUGGAGAAAGCAGUCGCACUGCAAUCCGGGCAUCUCGGGUUAGCAUCACCGUAUACUGGGACUGAGAGGAGAGGCGACAAACGCGGUGUCCUUGAUUUUCUCGUAACUUUUCUUUCCCUUUUUCUGAAGUGAACUGUUUUUUAGACUAAUCAGUUUACCUAGAAGCAACAUUGUCGAAACAUUUCAUAGGUUCUCAAUUUUAGUAGAAGUGACUCGUUCGGAAUAUACGACGUCACGCGAGUUCAGAGCGUGUUGCGACACGUACUCAUUCAAGUCUCCUUUGCAAUAAAAGCGCACAAGACGUACCAAGUA
Molecule: messenger RNA, 1469 nt
Organism: Dermacentor silvarum
Lineage: Eukaryota; Metazoa; Arthropoda; Arachnida; Ixodida; Ixodidae
Product: peptidyl-tRNA hydrolase 2, mitochondrial
Exons: 3
Coding region: 107-646 (179 amino acids)
Cellular component (GO): mitochondrion; cytosol
Molecular function (GO): peptidyl-tRNA hydrolase activity
Source: RefSeq, a predicted model, not a curated record